AUGAGCCGGAGAAAAGAAAUUAGCUUCAACAAAAAGGAUUCUCGCACGAUGCUGCAGGUGCUAGAGGAUCAAAAAAUAAUGGAAGCGAUGAAAAAAUCGCGCACGGUCGGGCCAGAAGUUACGACAAGCUUCCCAGCAGCCUACUACCUCGCCGCCGACGACGCAGACGAGGUUCAGGGCAAUGAGUCCCCGGCGAGUCACGCCGUCGCUAGCGCUGGUGGCGGUGUUGGGGGUGGUGGGGGUGGCGGCGGUGGACUCGGCGGUACCCUCAGCCUGUCCCAGGAGGAUAUUGUUGGCGUGCUGCCGAACGAGAUAUCCGCCCCGUACGAGGUCCCGCAAUUCCCGAUCGAGCAGAUCGAAAAGAAGCUGCAGCUGCAGCGUCAACUGAACGCCAAGGUGAUGGAGCAGGAUCGGCACUCGAUAGCUCCGGAAGUGCACCCGGACGAGCAGCUGCCGUUCGACGAGCACGACUUCGUGGCGCACUUCCAGCGCGUCUCCAUUUCCGGCGAGGACACGAGCGGCGUGCCGCUGGAUGACCUCGAGCGCGCCUCGACGCUGCUGGUGAAGGCGCUCGAGCUGCGCGAGAAGUACAUGCGGAACUCGCACCAGGUCUUCCCACAGACGACCGCCCGCUUCCUGAAGUCCACCCACUCCAGCACGAUCACGCACCAGGAGCGCAAAUCGAUUGCCGAUCAUCCAGUCAACCCGCCGCAGAGCACGCAGUCGCCGUGGGUUAUCGAGAUACCGGAGGACCUGAACUACAGCGUGCGGGCGGUGCACGGCGUGUUCGAGGUGUUCCGGAGCGAGGAGACGGAGGAACCGCUGCCGUACCACUACCCGCGCCUGCCGGACUUUGUGCAGGACAUGCAGAUGAUGUGCUCGAUGAUUGCGGACGGGCCGCUCAAGUCGUUCUGCUAUCGCCGGCUGAGCUAUCUGUACUCCAAGUUCCAGCUGCACGUGCUGCUGAACGAGCUGCGCGAGCUGGCGUCGCAGAAGGCGGUGCCGCACCGGGACUUCUACAACAUCCGCAAGGUGGACACGCACAUCCACGCGGCGAGCUGCAUGAACCAGAAGCAUUUGCUGCGCUUCAUCAAGAAGACGCUGAAGAACAGCGCGGACGAGGUGGUGACGGUGACCAAGGGCAACCCGAUGACGCUCGCGCAGGUGUUCCAGUCGAUGAACCUGACCACGUACGACCUGACGGUCGACAUGCUGGACGUGCACGCCGACCGGAACACGUUCCACCGCUUCGACAAGUUCAACGCGAAGUACAAUCCGAUCGGCGAGUCGCGGCUGCGCGAGGUCUUCCUCAAGACGGACAACUACCUGAACGGCAAGUACUUCGCCAACAUCAUCAAGGAGGUGGCGAGCGACUUCGAGGAGAGCAAGUACCAGAACGCCGAGCUGCGCCUCUCGAUCUACGGCAAGUCGCCGGACGAGUGGUACAAGCUGGCCAAGUGGGCCAUCGACGGCAACGUCUACUCCGACAACAUCCGCUGGCUGAUACAGAUACCGCGGCUCUAUGACAUCUUCAAGACGAACAAGCUGAUGAGCUCGUUCCAGCAGAUCCUGGACAACGUGUUCAAGCCACUGUUCGACGCGACCAACAACCCGAGCCAGCACCCGGAGGUGCACACCUUCCUGCAGUACGUGAUCGGCUUCGACUCGGUCGACGACGAGUCGAAGCCGGAGAACCCGCUGUUCGACGGCGACGUCACGCCGCCGGCCCAGUGGACGGACGAGGAGAACCCGCCGUACGCGUACUACAUCUACUACAUGUACGCCAACAUGACCGUGCUGAACCACUUCCGGGCGGCGCGCGGCAUGAACACGUUCGUGCUGAGGCCGCAUUGCGGUGAGGCCGGCCCUGUGCAGCAUCUCGUCUGCGGCUACCUGAUGGCGGAGAACAUCUCCCACGGGCUGCUGCUGCGCAAGGUGCCGGUGCUGCAGUACCUCUACUAUCUGGCGCAGAUCGGCAUCGCCAUGUCACCGCUGUCAAACAACUCGCUGUUUCUCAACUACGACCGCAACCCGUUCCCGGAGUAUCUCGCCCGCGGUCUGGUCGUCUCGCUCUCGACCGACGAUCCGCUGCAGUUCCACUACACAAAGGAACCACUGAUGGAGGAGUACAGCAUUGCGGCGCAGGUGUGGAAGCUCAGCUCGUGCGACAUGUGUGAGCUGGCGCGCAACAGCGUGCUGAUGUCCGGCUUUCCGCACAAGAUGAAGCAGCACUGGCUCGGGCCGAACUACACGCGCGAGGGUGUCGCCGGCAACGAUAUCACGCGCACCAACGUGCCGGACAUCCGCGUUGCCUUCCGGUACGAGUCGCUGCUGGACGAGCUGGCGAACAUCUUCAAGGUGAACAACGAGCAGAAGAUGCAGUACGCCUCGCAGCAGUAGCCUGCCCACUCCCCCUCCCUUUUCGCCUUACACGAAUUCAGGCUAGAGUAUCCACAACAACCCUCUACUGGCCCACAUUGUUUGCAUGGUUGGCUGCCGUUUUCAGUGUUGCACCGGGUCCAAAGCCUUCCCGCAGAUUGCCCUCCCCAACCCCCCCAGAGAAGUAGAAGUUUCGCUGCCGAGCGUCACAACAGGGCACACCCGGGGACGCCGGGUUUAGGCGACG
This is a messenger RNA of Anopheles coustani, 2626 nucleotides long. RefSeq names its product AMP deaminase 2. Gene Ontology annotation, molecular function: AMP deaminase activity. Bases 1 to 2400 code for a protein of 799 amino acids. Gene Ontology annotation, biological process: IMP salvage; AMP metabolic process. The transcript has 6 exons. Gene Ontology annotation, cellular component: cytosol. Lineage: Eukaryota; Metazoa; Arthropoda; Insecta; Diptera; Culicidae. The record is from RefSeq and is a predicted model, not a curated record.